Triplophysa dalaica is the source of this 550-nucleotide messenger RNA. It is a transcript of the gene abracl, whose product is annotated as ABRA C-terminal like. The record is from RefSeq and is a predicted model, not a curated record. The transcript is spliced from 3 exons. Gene Ontology annotation, biological process: regulation of actin filament-based process. The coding region runs from base 73 to 318 and encodes 81 amino acids. NCBI's taxonomy places the organism in Eukaryota, Metazoa, Chordata, Actinopteri, Cypriniformes, Nemacheilidae.
CGUCACAUACAAAGCCACCUAUUUUUCAUUCAGUCUACAAGCGGCGGCACAAAAGCAUCACAGAGUGACAAAAUGAAUGUGGAACAUGAAGUCAGUCUGCUUGUUGAGGAGAUUCGUCGACUGGGCAACAAAAAUGCAGAUGGGAAGAUCAGCGUCAAAUUUGGAGUCUUGUUUAAUGAUGACCAGUGUGCCAACCUCUUUGAAGCUCUGGUCGGAACAUUGAAAGCGGCCAAGCGAAAGAAGAUCAUCGCAUUUGAAGGGGAGCUUUUACUGCAAGGAGUUCAUGAUAAUGUGGAUGUCAUAUUACUGCAGGAUUGAAUUUGACGGUCUUUUUCAGACGUCACUGCUUCAGUGAAAGCAAUCUACAUUUUGAUAAGGAAAUAUACAUGAGAAUGUAAGAUUUUUGUAAACUGCAUUGGAAUAUUUUUAUACACCAGUUUUUUUUCUCUCAGGGGAGUGAUUUGCACAACAGUUUUAAGAACGUUGCAAUCUUCCCUGUUUAAUCACGUACAGCUGAAUAGCUAUAUCAUUAAAACAUUACAUUACAACA